Messenger RNA from Darwinula stevensoni, 325 nucleotides. Lineage: Eukaryota; Metazoa; Arthropoda; Ostracoda; Podocopida; Darwinulidae. The record is from the annotation of a GenBank genome assembly.
CGACUGGACCCGAUUCCCUUCAUUCUCUGCCUGCAAUUCGACCGCUCACAGCUGUCUUGAUUCUUGUGGAAUCGUCUUCAACGUUGCACAAAUCUCCAAAAUGAAACUCAUGCUGGGACUGUUGGGGCUGGUGUGCCUAAUGGCUGUGGCCCUGGGAGCUGCUGCAGAAGAUGAAGACCUCUUCGCUGCUGAAUCUGCCAAUCGAGGAUUCGGCUAUGGAGGCUAUGGAGGCUAUGGGGGCUAUGGAGGCUUGGGAGGCUAUGGAGGCUUCGGAGGAGGAUUCGGAGGCUUUGGCCAUCACCAUCGUCGUCCCCAUUACGGUUGA